CUCUCUAUGAACAUCAAAUAAAAAUUAAAAAAAAAAAUAAAAACACCAUAAAAUGCUCUCUCAUCCGGUCAUCCUCAUAUAAAAACCCCUCUUCCCUUCUCCAAUCCUCUAAACUCUUGCAUGUUCUUCUUCUCUUACUUUCUUCCUUCAAAAUCAUCACUCUUAAUCAAUCUCACUGACUUCCUUCUGUGAUAAUCCUCAAUCAAUUGGUUUAUAUGUCUUCCCCUGUGAUGAAUCGAAACCCUAGGUUCUACGAGAGAUCGAACUCUUUCAAUGGAAAAUCGGGAUUAUCUCCGACAAUGGAGAAACUCCGACGACCUAAAACGGUACCGGAUUUAAAGACGGGAAUGAGAAACGGUGUAGUUUCUCCGUCAAUGGAGGAAUUUAAGUCGAAAAGGUUAACGAAAGUGUUGGUGAAUGUGACGAUUCAAGGAAGUGUUGGUACAGUUCAAGUUCUUAUUAGUCCUGAUUUAACUGUUAAGGAUUUGAUUAUUGCUGCUAUUAAACAGUAUGCUAAAGAAGGUCGUCGACCUUUUUUAUCUUGCACUAAUUUGGAGGAUUUCAGUCUUCAUUACUCACAAUUUAGCCUCGAAAGUUUGGAUAGAGAUGAAAAGAUAGCAGAGUUAGGUUCUAGAAACUUCUUUUUGUGCAAGUGGAAUAAGGAGGUUGAAGAAGCUUCGUCUUGUUCGACACAGGCAGAAAAGGUUACAAAGCUUGGUUCUCCAUUACCACCUUGGCUUAAGUUCAUGAAUUUCUUAUUUUAAAAUCCAAACAAAAAAUUCAUUUGGUAAAAAUGUAAAAAGAAUUUCAGCAAUUAUAUCGACCUAUAAUUCUCUGAAUUUUGGACUCUGAAAGAACAACUACUUGCAAGAUUCUUUUCUUCGGUUCAAGAAAACCAUUAUCAAUAUUUUUGCUUGUAAUUUAAAUUUUAUUUUUAGUUGUAUUUUUGUUUUGAAGGAUUUAAAAAAUUGCAUAGUCUAGAAGUAGUAUAAUUGUACAGGUAUAGAUAGACUAAAAAAUUAGAAAUGAAUGGUUGUUUUGAUUUUUUGAAUAUACUCUGAAUAUGAAGAUGUGCCAGAUACACAGUUUAUUAUUUGUAACUUGAUUGAGAGUAAUUUUUUAUGUCAUGAAAAUUGCAAGUAUUAAAGAAAGUAUUAAAAGGAAAUUACUCUUUGAGAAA
This is a messenger RNA of Amaranthus tricolor (Joseph's coat), 1180 nucleotides long. RefSeq lists its product as uncharacterized. Bases 216 to 764 code for a protein of 182 amino acids. The transcript is spliced from 2 exons. NCBI's taxonomy places the organism in Eukaryota, Viridiplantae, Streptophyta, Magnoliopsida, Caryophyllales, Amaranthaceae. The record is from RefSeq and is a predicted model, not a curated record.